This is a messenger RNA of Erinaceus europaeus (western European hedgehog), 3430 nucleotides long. RefSeq names its product protein tyrosine phosphatase non-receptor type 12 (gene PTPN12). NCBI's taxonomy places the organism in Eukaryota, Metazoa, Chordata, Mammalia, Eulipotyphla, Erinaceidae. Gene Ontology annotation, cellular component: nucleus; cytoplasm. The transcript is spliced from 18 exons. Gene Ontology annotation, molecular function: non-membrane spanning protein tyrosine phosphatase activity. The coding region runs from base 254 to 2599 and encodes 781 amino acids. The record is from RefSeq and is a predicted model, not a curated record. Gene Ontology annotation, biological process: peptidyl-tyrosine dephosphorylation.
GCGGCUCUGCUCUUACUGUGGGAGCGCGGCGGCUGCUCCUGGAAGUUGUGGUGUCGGAAGCCGGGCGGGUGCCGCCGCUGCCGCCGCCCAGGGCGGUGGGGGAGGAAGCGGGAGCAGUGGGGUUGGCGGGGGUCUGGAGGGAGGGGGACGGGGCUGAAGGAACGAGCUGGGGAAGACCGAGCGGGCUCUGCGCCGGGCGGGCGGGUGGCGGCGGCGGGAGGGGCAGCGACCGCAGCCAGGGGGACGCGGGAGGAUGGAGCAAGUGGAGAUCCUGAGGAAAUUCAUCCAGCGGGUCCAGGCCAUGAAGAGUCCGGACCACAAUGGGGAAGACAACUUCGCCCGGGACUUCAUGCGAUUAAGAAGAUUGUCUACCAAAUAUAGAACAGAAAAGAUUUACCCCACGGCCACUGGAGAAAAAGAGGAAAAUGUUAAAAAGAACAGAUACAAGGACAUACUGCCAUUUGAUCACAGCCGAGUUAAGUUGACUUUAAAGACUCCUUCUCAAGAUUCAGACUAUAUCAACGCAAAUUUUAUUAAGGGUGUUUAUGGGCCAAAAGCAUAUGUGGCAACACAAGGACCUCUAGCAAAUACGGUAAUAGACUUUUGGAGGAUGAUAUGGGAGUACAAUGUUGUGAUCAUUGUAAUGGCCUGUCGAGAAUUUGAGAUGGGAAGGAAAAAAUGUGAGCGCUACUGGCCUUUGUAUGGGGAAGACCCUAUAACAUUUGAACCAUUCAAAAUUUCUUGUGAAGCUGAACAAGCAAGAACAGAUUACUUCAUUAGGACGCUCUUACUUGAAUUUCAGAAUGAAUCUCGUAGGUUAUAUCAGUUUCAUUAUGUGAACUGGCCAGAUCAUGACGUUCCUUCAUCAUUUGAUUCUAUUUUGGACAUGAUAAGCUUGAUGAGGAAAUAUCAAGAACAUGAAGAUGUGCCCAUUUGUAUUCAUUGCAGUGCAGGCUGUGGAAGAACAGGUGCCAUUUGUGCCAUAGAUUAUACAUGGAAUUUACUAAAAGCUGGGAAAAUACCAGAAGAGUUUAAUGUAUUUAACUUAAUACAAGAAAUGAGAACACAAAGGCAUUCUGCAGUACAAACCAAGGAGCAAUAUGAGCUUGUUCAUAGGGCUAUUGCCCAACUAUUUGAAAAACAGCUACAAUUAUAUGAAAUUCAUGGAGCCCGGAAAACUGAUGAUGGAAUUAAUGAGAUAAACACUGAAAAUAUGGUCUGCUCCAUAGAUCUUGACAAACAAGAUUCUCCUCCUCCAAAACCACCAAGGACCCGCAGUUGCAUUGUAGAAGGAGAUGCUAAGGAAGAAAUACUUCAACCACCAGAACCUCACCCUGUGCCUCCCAUCUUAACACCUUCUCCACCUUCAGCUUUUCCAACAGUUACUACUGUGUGGCAAGACAAUGACAGAUAUCAUCCAAAGCCAGUGUUACACGUUGUUUCAUCAGAACAACAUCCAGCAGACCUCAAUAAAAACUAUGAUAAAUCAGCAGAACUUCCAGGAAAAAAUGAAUCUGCUGUUGAACAGACCGAUAAAAAAUUAGAACGAAAUAUAAGCUUUGAAAUUAAAAAGGUCCCUCUCCAAGAAGGACCAAAAAGUUUUGAUGGGAACACUCUCUUGAAUAGGGGACAUGCAAUUAAAAUUAAAUCUGCUUCACCAUGUAUAAUUGAUAAAAUCUCUAAGUCACAGGAAUUGAGUUCAGGGGAUGUAAAAGUUGAUGGUAUUUCUCAAAAUUCUUGUGUGGACUGCAGUGCAGCACAGUCAAAUAAAGGUCCAGUAAUUCCACCAGAAGAAUCACAGAAGACUUCAGACACACCUCCAAGGCCAGACCGAUUGCCUCUUGAUGAGAAAGGACAUGUCAUGUGGUCAUUUCAUGGACCUGGAAAUGCCCUACCCAUGCCUGAUUCAUCUGAAGGCAACUCCUCGGAUAGCCACAGUCAAACAAUAAAAACUAUGAGUUUAUCACCAAGCUCUUCAGCACAAGUUGAAACCCAUGAUCUGGACCAUCAUAACAGUUCACCUUUGUUCCUAGUACCCCUUAGUUUUACUAAUCCUCUUCAUUCUGAUGAUUCAGACUCUGAUGAAAGGAACUCUGACGGUGCUGUGACCAAGAAUAAAACUAACAUUUCAACUGCAAGUGCCACAGUUUCUGCUGCCACUAAUACUGAAAGCAUUUCUACUAGGAAAGUAUUGCCAGUGUCUAUUGCUAGACAUGACAUAGCAGGAAUAAUACAUUCAGGUGCUGAAAAAGAUGUUGAUGUUAGUGAAGAUUCACCUCCUCCCCUACCUGAAAGAACUCCUGAAUCAUUUGUAGUAGCAAGUGAACAUAAUACACCUGUAAGAUCUGAAUGGAGUGAACUUCAAAGUCAGGAACAGUCUGAACAAAAAAAAUCUGAAGGCAUGAUAUUAUGUGGAAGUGAAAAAUGUGAUCAUCCAGCAGGGAUUAUGGUGACAGAGAUGUGUACAGAAUGCCCAUCUAUUUGCAGUAACAAGAAAGAGCAAAUAUCAGAAAGUCCAACAGAAGCCACAGAUAUUGGUUUUGGUAAUCGCUGUGGAAAACCCAAAGGACCAAGAGAUCCACCUUCAGAAUGGACAUGAUUCAGGGAGCGAAAGACACUUUAAGUUAUACUGGAAAAUUUAAGUGCCACUGAAAGCCAGGUUUAUAGUAUUCCAUCAUAAAAUGUGGGACUAACCAGCAGUGUAGAUCGUUACCUUUGGGUUUUUUUGUUUUGGUUUGGUUUGGUUUGGUUUUUGGGGGGACUAUCUACCUGCCUUAUACUACACUUAGGAAAAGAAGUAUUACAUAUGGUUUAUUUUGUAACUUCAAGUAUUAUUGCCUUAAUGUCUCUUAACCCUGUUACACGCUGCUUGUAGACAUGUUAAUAUAGUAAUACUUUUAUGAUAAAUUGAGUAAGGACUACUCUUUUGCUAAUGUUUUAUCAUGUAUGCAUUAUUUUGUAUAUGUACAGGGCAAGUAAGUAUAUAAUUUGAUAAAGUUGCAGUUAAGAUAUUAACAGAAGAUGUAAGAAAUUUCUGCAUGGUCUAAAUCUUUGUGUACCUUAUUUGUAAAUUAUUUGCCCUGGAGUUUUAGAAAUAGUUACUGAAUUUUAAAAUUGCUGGAUUCAUGCAGCCAGCAUUACAGGUUAUCAGAGAUCAAAGAUUGUAAUAAUAAUACAUUUUGUAAAUUGUAAGCAAAAAGUUAUUUUUAUAUUAUAUACUGUCUAAUUGUCCACCCUAAUUGUCUUUGUUUUCAUCUAGUCAUGGAGAUUCAGUAAGUGCCUUGGAACAAUAUUGAAUUCUCUUAGCUCGUGUGUGUUACUUUAAUCUUUAAUAUUUGAAUUCAACUGGGAUUAGAUGACUAUCGAAAUAUAUGUAUGUUUCCGGAUAUUUGACCUGCCAUUAAAAAAAAAAAAACAAUUUUAUAAUGUC